Messenger RNA from Salvelinus namaycush (lake trout), 2893 nucleotides. Its product is annotated as nectin-4-like. The transcript has 13 exons. Gene Ontology annotation, cellular component: adherens junction. NCBI's taxonomy places the organism in Eukaryota, Metazoa, Chordata, Actinopteri, Salmoniformes, Salmonidae. The record is from RefSeq and is a predicted model, not a curated record. Gene Ontology annotation, biological process: heterophilic cell-cell adhesion; homophilic cell-cell adhesion. Bases 158 to 1993 code for a protein of 611 amino acids.
CAGACCAUCGGUCAGAAGAAAGGACUGCACUAGUCGAGGACGAGUUGAAGAAAGAGAAAGUUUGAGUCUUUCCAUUUGUUAAAUCACUUUUGUCUUUCCAGCCCUAUUCAGGACUAUCAGGAGCAGUCGGGCGGACCACUCCACCGAACCGGGGAGAAUGACAUCGCUCCUGGGCGGACUGACACCGCUGCUGUGGAUCCUUGGGAGUUUCAUUGCUGUGGUGCAGGGGGACUUUGAGGAACCAUCUCCCGGGUUCUCGGUGCAGUCCUUGACCGAGGUUGAGACCCAGCUGCUCUGCCGGUUCAAGGUGGAAGUGGGCCAGGUGGUGGUUCAGGUCACCUGGACCAAGGAGAGAGCAGAUGGUACCAAGGACCAGAUCAUCACAGUACACCACACUGCCGGACAAACAGAGUUUGGUCAGUACUCGGGGCGUGUGCGGUUCCGCAGCAAUGAGCCCACAGUGGACUCGUCUCUGAUCAUCAUGAACACUGUGGAGUCAGAUGAGGGCAGGUACAACUGUCACAUCAGCACCUUCCCCUCGGGGAACUUUGAACGACAGCUGUCACUCACCGUGUGGACCACGCCCAUCUCCUCCCUGGACCCUGUGAUUCUUGUCGAGGGCCAGUCCUUUCGAUUGGCUGCCUCCUGCCGCUCCGUGGCCCGCCCCCCGCCCAUCCUCAACUGGGACACAGACCUGACGGGCCUGUCACAGAACAGGAGCUCGGUGGGCGGGUCAGUCUCCACCCACUUCUCCCUGCACCCCCUGAGGAGUAUGAACGGGAUGAGACUGGACUGUCUGGUGAGGCACUCUGCUCUGAAGGAACCCCGCAGGAUCACCAACAACCUGGUGGUGCACUAUCCUCCCAAUGCAGAGAUCUCAGGGUUUAAUCAGAACUGGUAUGCUGGUCUGGAGGGAGCUUCCCUCAGCUGUGUCAGUGGAGGAAACCCCAAACCACAGAGUUUCACCUGGACCAGGAAGGGUGGAGACUUACCAGAGGGCGUGACGGCAGGGAAUGGAUCCCUGCUGUUCAAUAGGCCCCUCGGCCCAACAGACGCUGGUAUCUACCAAUGUGUGGCCUAUAACGUUGUGGGGACCGGGAAAGCAGAGGUGGAGAUCACUGUGACAGAGUUCCCUCAGAAGCCGGUGUUUUUCAACAGUCUCCUGAUGAUCAUAAUUGGAGGGGUGGCUGGAGGACUGCUACUCAUCAUGGUCAUCAUAGUAAUCUCAGUGACCCGUCACCACAAACGCAAAAACAAGAAACUGGAGAGAGAAUUGACUGUGAAGAAGGAUGAGAUCAGUACUCUCUCCAGGCAGGCCUCUUUCAGGAGAGUCAACUCAGUCAGUACGGAUGCUAGAGGACAGAUGGAGGAGAAUAUCCCUCUCAGAGUGGAGGGGACACUGCGGACCAGUCUGUCCUCUCUAGGGGAGCUAGGGCGCAUCAGGGACAGUCGCUCUACUCUGGUAGGGGGAGGUGGACUAGACUACCUGGGCCGACCUGUUCUGAACAACUCUUCACGACGAGGGAGGGAGACCAGAGCCAUGGACAGAGAGGAGGAGAACAGACUUAGGGUGGAGUCAUACGUACGGAAUAGCACUAUGUCUUUGGGAACCCGUCUCCAUCUGCCAAUCCAACCCUCUCCCUUUCCAAUGGAACAUUCCACCAUGCUGCUGAGGUCCCUGAACGGCAGCGUCAUCAUCCCAACAGAGGGGGGUUUACAUGCACGGAACUCCCCUCUCAGCUACCCUCCUGUCACAGAUGACGAAGAGGAGGAGGGUGAAAGUGUGGAGGGAGAGCGGGGGACAAGCUCCAGGAUGAGUCGGUUAGAUCAGGGGAGGUCAGAGGACCAGGACAACAGUUCUCAGAUCUCAGACGCGGAACGUGGACACAACCAUCACUUCCAGCAGAACAACGGAACGCUGAGACCCAAACCCCGGCCCAACGGCAUCCCAUCCCCACACGCCUCCCUCAUCCAUAAGGCCCAGAUUGUAUAGACGGGUCCGAGCAAGGGCAGGUGACGCACUAUACGACAAGGAUUGGUCGUGACUUUGGGAUAGGUGCUCGCCGGUGUGGUGGCAUACCCCGGUGGCAGUCAGUUUACCUCCUUUUCACUUCUAGAACAUCCCUUGCCUUCGCCUCGAGCUCUCAGACAUUUUUGAUCAACAGGUAAAGGUUCUUAUUGGUGAACAGAUAAAGCUUCUGAUUGGUGUAGAGAUACAAAUAAGUAACACAUACGUUUCACAGGAAAGGAGCUGGACAAAUUAAAAGCUUAUGAAUGUCAGGUUGGACAUAGACCGAAGUAGUCAUAAUAUUUUACUGUAUAUAAUAUCACAGCAAUAACGAUCACUCCAGGAAGCGUCAAGAGGACUUUUACAUGAUUUUGUACCCUAAAAAGACUUAUUUUGUAUUUUUGUAUUUUUUUUACUAAGACUUGAUGACAGGACACUGUAACCGAGAAACAAGAUUUGAAUAUCAUCAAAUGCAGUGACUCCUAUCUGAACUCAGCGAAGAGGCAUUCAGCAGAAGCACCAAUAGCGCUUGCCCGUUCGAAAGAAUCCAUAUGUGUUGGUGAACUUUCACCCUCCUUUCCUCUGGAUGAGGGGAUACAACACAUACUGUUCUGUUCACCCUAAAAUGGAGUCCAUCUUUCUAACUUUAAGUGUGGCAGGGAUUUAUCUAGAUAUACUCCACCUUGCCAUGAACUUGGGUGUGCACAAACAACAACACUUUGAACUUGCUAUAGUCUUUGAUGCCAAAAGCCAAAGACUGCAUUUUAGCUGUGGAAAAAGUACCCAAUUGUCAUACUUGAGUAAAGUAAAGAUUACUCUAGUGAAAUUCACCCAGUAAAAUACUAUUUGAGUAAAAAUACUUGGUUUUAAAUAUACUUAAGUACA